AUGGCGGCAAGCGGCGUGCGACGGCGGACGAUCGGCGGGAGCUCAAGCCUGACGCAGGAGACGGGCGAACGGGAGAAGAAAGCCGGCGGAGUUCCCCGCCCCCUCGGUUUUGUGAGCUCGGCUUCCGGUUCCUGCACAAGACGCCUGGCAGCCCAGCCAGUGGGGAGAGAGCAGCCCGGAAGUCCUGCCCCGCCCCCGUCGUCGACUCGUGACCGCUCACCGGCUUUUCCCAGUAGCCGGCUUGGGGGUCGGAUAGACCUGUUCCCUCAGAAGCACUGCCCAAAGGCCUUCUUCUACCCUUCGGCCCUCCUCCGGGCCGCGUCAGGCGCGCAGACACCGUGGCUCCCUUACUUAGACUUCCUCGCGGCGCUACGCCGCCCCCACCGCCCCGCACCCUCAAGACCCAGAUCCUCAGUGCUGCUGCGCCGGCGCUCCCAGGACCCGACGCUCCAUCAGCCAGCUCGCCUACACACACGCUGCGCCUGCAGCUGCUCCCGCAGGCUUUGCCAGCCUCCGCACCCACGACUGUGGGCCCAUCCCAGUCCGCUCCCUUCUCAGCAGCCCGCGGCCGCCGCCACCGGCGGAACCAUAGAGCUGCUCUCCAAGUGGAGAGGCCAGGAGAGGGUGGUCCUUCCGGGUUACGUCUGCGAGAAGAGGCCUCCCCCAAACCUCUGUAGUCCAGACUUCCGCUCCGGAGGGCGGACCCGCCCCCUUGCGGCGCGCCCGCGCCCCGCCCAGACGCCGGCGGUGACGGAAGCACGCCGGGGUGACCUCACCCGCCAACAUGGCGGCGGCGGUAGAUUAGGGCAGCGGGUCGGAGCCGCCGCCGCCGCCGCCAGAAUCGCGGGUUCGUGUGUGGAGCACCUGCCGCCGCCUCUUUCACCUCUUCGGGUUGCAGGGGCCUGA
Molecule: messenger RNA, 906 nt
Organism: Cervus elaphus (red deer)
Lineage: Eukaryota; Metazoa; Chordata; Mammalia; Artiodactyla; Cervidae
Exons: 2
Coding region: 1-906 (301 amino acids)
Source: RefSeq, a predicted model, not a curated record